AUGACGACUCUCAAAGUUGCCGGCUCCCUCGGCACCGGCCUGCUGUCAGGAAGGUUCAGUCUUCUGUACUGCAGAGUUUGUUCAAGUGCUGUUAGUAACACACCUAAACAUGCCAGAUCUUACAAGUCUGUUAGUGAAAAAUCAUACUCAAGUCGACAAGAGGCCAGUGAACCAACAUUAAACAGUGCGGUGUACAAGUCAAAGUACCUAAUAUGUUCAGUGCCCGUGCCUUAUGGGGCACUACCAUAUAAUAGUCCUCUAAAAUAUGGCAGUCACCAUGAACAAUUCACUUCUCACAAUUAUUUCCCUUAUUCUGUGAUUCUAGAUCAGAAAAUUUUAAGCAACUCUCACUACCAACAGUUUAGGACUUUUCAAACUUCGGUUUCCUUGAGAAAGGAGGAAUCCAAAGUAGAGAAGACUGUGAAAGCUUUGAAAGAUAGUGCAACCGAGAAGCAGACAGCGCCCGUUGAAGCAGAGGAAACAGCUGUUGUUCCUGCUAAAAAGUCCCUGUUGCAGAAGAUUGUUGGAGUCUGCAAACAUUACUAUCAUGGCUUUCGACUCUUGGCUAUUGAUGUCAAGAUUAGCUCCAAGCUGCUGUGGCAGUUGUUGAAUGGGAAGACUUUGACCAGAAGAGAGCACAAUCAGCUUGUGAGAACCACGGCAGACAUGUUUCGACUGUUCCCUUUGCUGGUGUUCAUUCUGGUGCCCUUUGCAGAAUUUCUGCUGCCUUUCCAAGCUGAAAAGGAGAAAUUUAAGAAGACCCUGAAAGCAAAAAUUGAAAUGGCCAAGUUUUUGCAAAAAACCAUCAAGGAAUCUGCCGUUGAAGCCAAGGGGAAACAGGAAGGCCAGACAGUGGAGUCCUUUGCUCAGUUUCUUGAUAAGAUAAGAAAGGAAGGAGUAAAACCGAAAACAAAAGAUAUUAUGAAAUUUGCAAAACUUUUCGAAGAUGAGAUUACCUUGGACAACUUGACACGUUCCCAGCUGCGUGCCUGUUGCAUCCUGUUGAAUAUCACGCCAAUUGGUAGCGAUGCACUUCUGAGAUUUAUACUUCAGAUGAAGCUUCGUGGUCUUCGUGCAGAUGACAAGAUGAUCCAGAAAGAAGGUGUCGAGAGUUUAAGCAUCAGUGAGCUACAGGCGGCAAACAGAGCACGGGGUAUGCGGGCCCUAGGGGUGUCCGAGGAACGUUUGAGGGCCCAGUUGCAGCAGUGGUUGCAGCUGCACCUGGAGGAGAAGAUUCCUACAUCUUUGCUCCUCUUGUCCAGGGCAUUGUAUCUGCCUGAAACACUUUCUACAGAAGAGAAACUUGGUGCUACUAUCACACAGCUAGCAGAAAGUGCUGCUGAUGAGGCUAAAGUUAAGAUGGCUGAGAUGACAGGUGAAACUGUAGACAACAAGACAAAGUUGGAGAUCAUAAAACACGAGGAGGCUAUCAUUGCUGCUGAGAAGGAGGCGUUGGCCAAAGAGGCUAGGCUUCUCGAGCAACAAGGUAUUCGGGACCAAGCUGAAGCCAAAGCUGCAGAAACUGCUAUGGAAGCUCAGUUGAACCUGGAUGAUACAGCCAGAAGCUUGGAGACAUCACCUAGUGAAAUCCUGAUUGAUCAUGCUGAAGCACUGCAGGCAUCCCCAAGUGAGAAACUGAAACAAGAAGAAGCAAACAAGAUCUCUGCCCAGGAUCUGGAUGAGAUGGAAUCUGUGCUAGAAGAGAUAGCUAAAGAGAGAAGGCUCAACAUUGAACAAGAUGCCUUGAAGGGUCUAAAAGAGGAGGUUUCGGAAUACAAGGAGGACCUGGAGGAUUUGAAAGAUGUGGCUGUAGUUCUUGGAGAGCAGCAAAAGCAGUUUGAGGAAUCUAAGGCAGCUCGGAGACUGGCCAAGAAGGUUGAUCGCAUGAUUUCUAGACUGGACACGGUCAUGACCGGUCUUCAGGAAGAGAAGAGUAGCAUUCAGGAGAAAAUGUCCAAGGAGGAACAGACUGUGGAAGCGGUUGGGGAUGUUACACAACAGGUCCAAGAAAAAAUUGAUCAAUUCAAAUCAAACAUUAUAUCCAUUAAUGAAAUGAUUGAUGCCUUGAAGCGCUUGAAGAAAGUUCCCAGUGAUUCCAAGCUGCAUCUUAUCUUCCAAGUUCUUGAUCAAGACAAAGAUGGGAUCAUUGACAUCAAUGAUGCCUUGCGGGUACUGGAGCUACUCAGUCAAGAGCAUCUAAAGUUGAGCGCAAAUCAGUUAGAUGAAGUGCUUCAUCUGCUGAAACAUGAAGCCAUACUGGAGGAAGAAGAGCAAAGGAAGGAAAGAGAGGAAAGGGAACGGAGAGAAACAAAAGAAAAACAAAAAGAGAAAGAACAGACACAGGUCUAG
Candidula unifasciata is the source of this 2349-nucleotide messenger RNA. The record is from the annotation of a GenBank genome assembly. Lineage: Eukaryota; Metazoa; Mollusca; Gastropoda; Stylommatophora; Geomitridae.